AUGUUGACUCGAUUGGUGAGGUUGUCAUGUGGCCGAGUUGGCAAGUGUUUGAAAUCGGAUAGCCGUCGUUGUUUCGCAAGCGAUACGGAUGUGGGCAGUACCGCCGCUGAUGAAGAUAUCGGCGAUGAACCAUGGAAAGACCCUUGGAAAUAUGCAAUUAAACGUAAAGGUUCAGCGAUUAAGUUUAUUUGUAUCAUUGGAAUUGUUAUUUCUCGACUUACAUUUGCAGAGAAGACGUUGACUGGUUUCGAAGAAGCCAACGUUGAUUGGAAGUAUGUAGAGCGAUUGAUGCCGCAUAAGGUUAUUCCGGAUAUACCCGAACAUAGCCAAUACCCAACGCCAAGUGGUUGGAGACCACCAAAUCCAUCCCCGGAUUUGCCGUAUUACGUUGGUCGUAGACGAACGCAUACAUUACCGUUAUUUUUGGAACGAAGACGUGACCAGUUGGAUCCGAAAACAAUGGAAUUUGAAUAUGUUGAGAUUGUAGCGCUACGAAACGUUCACGGCGAUAUUUUUGCAUGUGAGCGAGAUUUGCGAGAAUACUUGGAAAAUGAAUUGAAACAUCCGGUUGCGACGAAUGUUGAUGAGUUGAAGGGAAUCAUUCGCGUUAAAGGCGCCGACAGGACGUUGCUGGAGAGAUUUUUAUUCGAUUGUGGUUUUUGA
Anisakis simplex (herring worm) is the source of this 663-nucleotide messenger RNA. NCBI's taxonomy places the organism in Eukaryota, Metazoa, Nematoda, Chromadorea, Rhabditida, Anisakidae. The record is from the annotation of a GenBank genome assembly.